Messenger RNA from Nestor notabilis (Kea), 1464 nucleotides. It is a transcript of the gene MEIOB, whose product is annotated as meiosis specific with OB domains. Gene Ontology annotation, biological process: resolution of meiotic recombination intermediates. The transcript is spliced from 14 exons. The coding region runs from base 1 to 1464 and encodes 487 amino acids. The record is from RefSeq and is a predicted model, not a curated record. Gene Ontology annotation, molecular function: single-stranded DNA 3'-5' DNA exonuclease activity; single-stranded DNA binding. Lineage: Eukaryota; Metazoa; Chordata; Aves; Psittaciformes; Psittacidae.
AUGGCUUAUUCUGGUUCAACACAGGACUUUGUCGCACUUUCAGAUCUGCAUCCAAGUCUUGCUCGUCCUAAUGUAAUCGGUGUGGUUAUUGGGAAAACAGAUGUCAGAGGCUUUCCAGACAGAAAAAACAUUGGUUCUGAAAGAUACACCUUCAGUUUUACUAUUCGUGAUUCACCAACUUACUUUAUAAAUGUAAAUUCUUGGGGCAAAGAAGAGUACAUUAGGUCCCUUUCAGAAAGCUUCAGAGUUGGUGACUGUGUUACAAUUGAAAAUCCUUUAAUUCAGUCAAAGGAAGCAGAAAGGGAAGAAAAAUUCAACCCUGCAACUCCCAGUUGCUACAAACUAAUCCUCAGUGAAAACCAUUCAGUUGUCAGAACGUUUUCCUGUUAUGAAAUGGACACCAAACUGCUUUCCCUGCUGCAUCUGCCUGUCAAGGACCCUCAGGAUUAUUAUUCACUGGGUGAUAUCACUGCGAAUGGACAAAGCCUUGAUGGAAAGAUCCUUAAUCUGCUUGCAGCUGUCAUGUCAGUUGGGGAACCAAAGUAUUUCAUGACUUCAGACAAAAGGAAAGGUCAGAGGUGUGAAGUAAAGCUGUAUGAUGAAACAGAGAUGUCUUUUCCAAUAGUAUGUUGGGAUAAUGAAUCCAUCCAGCUUGCACAGAGUUGGGUCCCACGAGAAACAGUGAUAUUUGCAGCAGAUGUGAGAAUAAAUUUUGACAAAUUUAGGAACUGUAUGACUGCAACUGUGAUAUCAAAAACCAUCAUUACAACUAAUCCAGAAACAGCAGAAGCAAAUGUUCUCUUCAGCUUCAUAAAAGAGAGUGCACAAUCAGGAGGCUUGUGUGACAAAAUGAUACAGCCCUCAAAAGACUCCGUUAACUUGGAGAUUAUAGUUGAUGUUUAUACUGUGGAACAGCUGAAGCAAAAAGCUUUGCAGAGUGAUGUGAAACUUGAACCCAUCUAUGGAGUUAUUUAUGGCUACAUUUCUACCCUGGACAUUGAUGAUAAUGCAUCUAAAGUUGUGCGCAACAGAUGUUCAACAUGUCAUUUCAUAGUGAACGAAGUGUCAAACACAUGCACUUUCUGCAGUGAUAUCUCUGCAGAUUUAAAGUCAACUUUUGCAAGCUUUGAGAUACUCGUUGAUGUGACAGAUCACACAGGCACUCUUCAUUCUUGUUACCUGUCUGACUGUGUGGCUGAGGAAGCAUUAGGAUGCACAGUCCAGGAAUUCCUUGCUCUAGCAGAGGACAAGAAGACUGCAUUGAAAUGGCAACUUCUUUUGGAACGAAGCAAAGUUUAUCUUAAAGUUACUCUGUCACCCAGCUGGAGAACUGGAAUGAAAGUAAAUGUUCUUUCAUGCAAACUGGCAGACCCUAUAGAGGCUAGUCAGAGCUUGCUGGGGAAAGAGACUGGAAGUGAUUGUACUUUAAAAAGUGUCCUGGGGCCUCAGCUAAAGCAAAGUUAG